ACAACAACAGGAACUGCAAACUCUUUAAGAAAAAACAAACGUCGGUACAACUUUAAACCGUUUUUUGAGGCUUCGCACCAUCUCCAGUGAAUUGAAAAUGCCUCGUGGUUAAGGUUGUUUAUUUAUGCAUUCUUAACUAAGUAUGGAGAUGAUGGCUAUUUAUGACAAUAAGCAUUUUUCUUACAUAUGUAUGUAUGUGCAAGUAUGUCUCCGAAUUCAACAUCCGUAAGGAGGCAAUGUCCAUAUGUAAGCAAGCAUUUUAAUCUAAUUUAUGGAGGUGGCGUAGAAGUAGUCAUCUAAUGAGGCUGUUCCAUUAUUCACUGCUGGCAGCCAAAACUAAAAUCGGCUGUCGGUAGCUAUAAAAUAUGAAACGCAUCAACGAAUUAAUUCACACCUUUCAAAUAUUCAUAUUGGAGAAGCUUCGCUGCUGUGCUAGCGUGUGACGAAAACUUUAAAAAGCGUUACACCAAGCAAGUUUAUUUCUAAGAUAAAUUGUGCUUGAAGGAAAGCAGUCGCGUCGCAUCAGAUCUUGAAGCCACAGUUAGUCUAAACGAAUAUACGUACAUACAUACAUACAUAAAUAGUCUAUAUGAUGUGGAAGGCAACAUGUAUUGUCUUGCUUGUCACAUUUUGCGGAUUGGCGUUAGCGCGUCCAACCGAAAUAGAAGACAUUUUCGCUGGGUAUUUAAAAAAUGUUAACCUCUAUAAUCCAGACAAACAAUCGCAGAUAGUCAAGCGUCGAAUAUACGAAGACAAUCCAGAUACGGAAAUAAAAAAAGUUUCACUGCAGUCGCUCAUUGGCGAUUUGGAGUCGAAUUUUUUCCAAUCAGCAUCUAGUGUUGGUGGUUUUUCACAACAAGCACCGGGAGUCCCUGAAGCCACCUCAGCGCAAGUCGAAAGUCAUUUAGUGCUCAAAAGAAAAACGGAAAAUGCCGAGCAAGUUGACAAAAUUGGAACUCAGAAAAGUUCCGAGAACUCUGAGGACACGACUAUUGCCGAUUUAGUAGAAACAACGACAGAGCAGAUAUCCACUAAAGAAACCGGAACCACCCGAAUACAAGUUGAACAUAUUUCGGUGCAGCCACACUUUGGAGAUCUGCCUGUGGUACCAGCUUUUCAGGUGCAUCACACAAAGCUAAUAUCGGCUACAUUUAAGGACACGGACUCCAAGCCAACACAAAUAACUAUCACAAAGACAAAUAUACACGCUGGCCCCGUACAGGGAGAUUCCGAGAAGAUUGAUGAUCACAAAGAGCAGAGCAAAGCCCAGGAAGCGGAAGAUAAGGUCAACGAGCACACCGAGCAUAGCGACGAAUCCAACCAGCCUGCCACCACCGAACAACCAGAAACACUCAUUACAACAACAACUACCAAGAAAUCAGUGUCGGAAUUGAAAGAAACUGAGGCCGAACUUAAAGAGAAGGUGGCAGAAAUUGAAGCGGAACCAGUCAUACUCUCAGCACGAGUGUGAAAGCGCUACCAAGCUAAGCAUGUUUUUUAUUAAGAAAUU
Molecule: messenger RNA, 1510 nt
Organism: Rhagoletis pomonella (apple maggot)
Lineage: Eukaryota; Metazoa; Arthropoda; Insecta; Diptera; Tephritidae
Exons: 2
Coding region: 590-1471 (293 amino acids)
Source: RefSeq, a predicted model, not a curated record